CAUACAUAUGGUAAUUUGGUAAAUAAUACAAAAAGAAUCUACACAACCAAGUGAAAAAUCAAAAAUGUGUCUGGUCGUGGACUCCGAUGGGCUUUUUGAGGCAAAUUGAAAACUGGGCCAGAAAUAUGAAAGGCCCACGUAAGUCCCGAAUAUAACCUAAAAAGCACACUCUCUAAUAACAGCCAGAAUUAGGGUUUCUCUUUGUCUUCAGCAGUCAGUGCGCAUCCGUAGGAGAAAAGUGUGAGAAUCUGCCACCAUGGGUCGUAUGCACAGUCGAGGAAAGGGUAUUUCAGCCUCUGCGUUGCCUUACAAGAGAUCGUCUCCGAGCUGGCUCAAGACCACCUCUCAGGAUGUUGAUGAAUCAAUCUGCAAAUUUGCCAAAAAGGGAUUGACCCCUUCCCAGAUUGGUGUGAUUCUCCGUGACUCUCACGGUAUCCCUCAGGUCAAGAGUGUUACUGGAAGCAAGAUCUUGAGGAUACUCAAAGCUCAUGGCCUUGCUCCUGAGAUCCCUGAGGAUCUGUACCAUCUAAUUAAGAAGGCUGUUGCCAUCCGUAAACAUCUCGAGAGGAACAGGAAGGACAAGGAUUCCAAGUUCAGGCUCAUCUUGGUUGAGAGCAGGAUUCACCGCCUCGCUCGCUAUUACAAGAAGACCAAGAAGCUCCCUCCCGUCUGGAAGUACGAAUCCACUACCGCGAGCACCCUUGUGGCUUAAGCUGGAGUCUGGAGGAGGAUUCUACUAGUCUGUUGCUUCCCUUUUGUUUUGAUGAAUUCUCAACUUUAGUCUUAAUGUGUCAGCAGGAUUUUUGUGUUUGCCUCUCUUUUUUUUCCGGAAUCUUAUGCUCCCUUGUUUAAGAGAAUCGUAUGAUCUUGAAUUUACUAUUGAAUAUGCUUUUGCAUCCUUAUACUCUUUUCCUUAAGAUAACCACAUGAUCAUGAAAUCACUAUUGGAACCAUCAUCCCCUUUUAAGCAUUC
Molecule: messenger RNA, 973 nt
Organism: Arabidopsis thaliana (thale cress)
Lineage: Eukaryota; Viridiplantae; Streptophyta; Magnoliopsida; Brassicales; Brassicaceae
Gene: RPS13A
Product: ribosomal protein S13A
Exons: 5
Coding region: 257-712 (151 amino acids)
Biological process (GO): translation
Cellular component (GO): ribosome
Molecular function (GO): structural constituent of ribosome
Source: RefSeq, marked reviewed